ACACAAAGCGGCGCUAUUUUUAAGAAAGUCGACAACAUUGUAUUGUGGAUCCUAUCUCUUAUGUGCCAAUAAUUUGUUUUCGAUGAAGUAAAAACAAAAAUGCACAUUAAAUCUAUAGUGAUUGAUGGAUUUAAAUCUUAUGCACAGAGAACAGAAAUAAAUGGAUUUGAUCCUUUGUUUAAUGCAAUUACUGGUCUUAAUGGUAGUGGAAAGUCCAAUAUUUUGGACUCAAUUUGUUUUCUUCUUGGAAUUUCAAAUUUAUCGCAAGUUCGAGCUGGAAAUCUUCAAGAUCUUGUCUAUAAAAGUGGACAAGCUGGCGUAACAAAAGCUACAGUAAGCAUAACUUUUGACAACCAGGACAAAAACCAAACACCUCUUGGUUAUGAGCAGUAUGAUGAAAUUACAGUGACUAGACAGGUCAUCAUCGGCGGUAGGAAUAAAUAUUUAAUCAAUGGAAGUAAUGCUACCAACAUGCGUGUACAGGAUCUGUUCCAGUCUGUGCAGUUGAAUGUCAACAACCCCCACUUCCUUAUCAUGCAAGGCAGAAUCACUAAAGUGUUAAACAUGAAACCACCUGAAAUUCUGUCUAUGAUUGAAGAAGCAGCUGGUACAAGGUUAUAUGAAACCAAAAAAGAAGCGGCUCAAAGAACAAUAGAGAAGAAAGAUGCCAAGCUUCGAGAGCUUGAUUCGGUACUCAAUGAAGACAUAGCACCUACCUUGACCAAACUCAGAGAGGAGAGAUCUUCCUACUUGGAAUAUCAGAAAAUAAUUCGACAAUUGGAGCACCUUAACAAGCUGUACAUAGCUUACCAGUUUGUUAGUGCAGAGGAGAGAAAGAAAAAAUCUGUGGUAGAGCUGGCUGAAAUGCAAGAAAAUGUUGUACAAACCAAAGGCAGAAUGGAAGAAAUAAAAGUCAAGAUGUCAGAGAUUGAUGUAGCUAUUGAAGAGCUGGAACAAAGAAAGAAUAAGGAAUCAGGGAGUGUAAUUGCUAAACUGGAAGCUGAUCUAGCAGAGAAAAAGAACCUUGAUGUCAAAGUCGAAGGAACUGUUAACGCCAAGAAAGAUGCUCUUAAAUCUGAGCAGAAAAAACAGAAAGAGAUAAAUAAAAAUAUUGCUGAUAACAAAGCUUCAGUUGCUAGUAGAGAAAAAGAUCUAAGCAAAAUUGAAGGCAAUGUUGAGAAAAUGAGAAAUGAUAAAAUCAACGCUGAAAAAGAAUACGAAGCAGCUAAAAAACAUUUUCAAGCUGUCAGUGCUGGACUUUCAUCCAAUGAUGACGGAGAGGCAGCUACAUUGAAUGACCAGCUUAUCACUGCCAAAAGUGAUAUUAGCAAAGCAGAAACAGACACCAAACAAGCACAAAUGAGGUUGAAACAUGCCCAACAAGAAAUUAAAACAAAGGAGGUAGACUUGAAGAAAACUGAUCAAGACUACAAAAAAAACUUAUCUGCAUAUGAAACUCUAAAAGCCAAUUUGACCAAACUUGAAGCUGAGUUGAAAAAAUGUGGUUAUGAGGAAGGUUCUCAAGAGAAGUUGUCAGGUGAAAGAAGAGUUCUUGCUGAAGAAGUACAGAGUCUGAAAGAAAAAUGUUUAACACUUGAGGCCAGAUAUCCACAAUUAAAAUUUGAGUAUAAAGAUCCUGAGGCGAACUUCAAUCGAAGCAAAGUUUCUGGCCUUGUUUGUAAACUUUUUGAGGUCAAAGAUCCUAUACAUUCAACUGCUUUGGAAGUUACAGCUGGUGGAAAACUGUAUAAUGUGGUGGUGGAUAAUGAGCUGACUGGUAAAGGCCUUCUGCAGAGAGGGGAGCUCAAAAGACGAGUCACUAUUCUGCCCAUCAGCAAGAUCACCAGCAGGCCGAUUGAUGAUGCCACUCUCAAGAGAGCUGAAGCCUUGGUUGGUAAGGGAAAGGUCCAAACAGCUUUGUCAUUGAUCAGCUAUGACAAAAAGUACCAGUCCAUCAUGGAAUAUACUUUUGGCUCAGUGUUCAUCUGUUCUGACAUGGACAGUGCUAGUAAAGUGGCUUAUGACCCACAGAUUAUGAAGAAAUGUGUGACCUUGGAAGGUGACACUGUUGACCCAGCUGGUACUCUUUCUGGAGGUGCUCGCGCUCAAACUACAUCAAUGCUUGCAAUGUUACAUGAGCUGCGUUCAGCAGAGGAGAAGGUGACAAGUAAAUCUAAACGCCUUGCAGAGCUUGACAGAAAUUUAGAUGCCAUAAAAAGGGCAGCUGGCAAAUACACAGAAUCCAAGCAGCAGUAUGAUCUAAAGGCACAAGAAGCAGAACAAGUCAGAAUUCGACUAGAACAGAGUAGCCACCACCAACAGCUAGAGGAAGUUAAUGCUCUCAAAGCCUCAGUUGAGGAGCAAAACAGAAUAUUGAAGGAAGCUCAAGAAAUUCAGAAAAGGGCCCAGCAAAAAGUCAAAGAUCUUGAAGACAAACUAAAAAAUGCAUCAGCCCUUAGAGAGAAGGAGCUGAAGGAGGCUGAUCAGAGAGUUACUCUGUCUAAAAAGAAGAUGGAAGAAGCCGUAGCUAAAGCUAAAGAUGAUCUACAGGAGGUAGAUAGUAUGAAGCUUGAAAUAGAGACCUUACAGAAAGAAAUUCAGUCGUAUGAGCAGCAGCUGGAGGCUAUAGCUGAAUCUAUAGUCAGUAUAAAUCAGGCUUUGAAGGAACUAAAUGAAGAGCAGUUGGCAUCUAAGGCUCAGGUGCAAGAAGCUCAAAGUGCCCUGAAGAAACAUAAAGAAAUGCUCAUGUCUUAUAACCAAGACAUUGCCAUGAAGGACACUGAGAAGAAAGAUCUCAAUAAAGAAUUGAAAGAUUCUGGUUUGAAGAUUCAGGAGCUGGAACACAGAAUCACAAAAUUACAAAAGGAUUCUAAAGAUGCCAAUAAAUAUGUGGAAGCUUUGCUGGAAAAAAAUGACUGGAUUGUGGACGAACGAAAAUUCUUUGGUCAGCCUAACACAGUCUAUGACUUUAAUGCACAAGAUCCAAAAGAAGCUGAGAAACAAAUACAGAAAUUGACGGAAACCAAAAACAAGCUUUCUAAAAAUGUCAAUGUACGAGCCAUGAAUCUCUUAGGCCAUGCUGAUGAGCAGUACACUGACCUAAUGAAGAAGAGAAAAGUGGUUUUAAAAGACAAAGCAACUAUUACUGCUGCCAUUGAAGAACUGGAUAAAAAGAAAAAAGCUGCUUUAAUAAAAGCUUGGGAACAAGUCAAUAAAGACUUUGGAUCAAUAUUUUCCACUCUUCUCCCUGGCACUCAAGCAAAGUUAUGCCCUCCAGAGAAUCAAACCGUGUUGGAUGGUCUAGAGGUCAAGGUUGCUUUUGGCUCUGUUUGGAAGGAGUCUCUAAGUGAACUUAGUGGAGGUCAAAGGUCUUUGGUUGCCUUGUCCUUGAUUCUUGCCAUGCUGCUGUUUAAACCUGCACCUAUUUACAUCUUGGAUGAAGUGGACGCUGCCUUGGACUUGUCUCAUACACAAAAUAUUGGACAAAUGAUAAGAUCCCAUUUCAAACAUUCUCAGUUCAUUGUGGUUUCUCUCAAAGAUGGAAUGUUCAACAAUGCUAAUGUUUUGUUCCGCACCAAGUUUGUGGAUGGGGUAUCCACUGUGUCCAGGCAUGCACAGAAUCCUCGAUCUCUCACCUCUUCCUCAUCUUCCAGCAUGGAUAAAGAAAACGAGCUAACAGAAAAGAGGAAAAGAUUGAGGACCUAAAAAUACUUUCUCUUGCGCACAUUUGUAAAUAAAAAACUGUUGCCAUUCUUCGUGUGUAUAAUAUGAAACUGUCAUGGGUGCUACUCUUUGAAAGGCAAUCUAAUUAGAAAAGCAUGUUUCUUUCUUUGGAAAACAAAAAAAAUGUGUUUUCACAGAGCCUAAAGAUUUCUUUUUGACCAGAAUGUAGAAACAUAAAUUUUCAGUUUUUAACUUGUACAUUUAGCUGGGAAUAUUAUUUCAUUCUAGAGAAAUAUUCAAUCUAAAACAUAGUUUAUUUACUUUGUAAUGACCUAGAUUCAACAUUUCCAAAGGCUUCUUGGAAAGAAUGUCUGUAAUUAACAAGAAUAAAUCUUAGAAUUUAAAAUAAAAAGUGAGAAAAUUAUUUUAAAAUAUGCUGCAUUGUACAGAAAAAACUGUAUUCAUGACUAGGGAACCUUACUAGCAACUAAUGGUUGACAUUUUCUUCUACAUUAUUAUGCAUUUAAUGAGCAUAAAUGCAUGAGCCCACACAAGUAUGGAUGUGUAUAGCUAAGUUGCUUUAACAAAUCAUUCUUGUGUUUACCUCACUAUAGAGAUGAUGCUAUAUUAUAUCUUAUUAUUCUUGAAGUUUUGGUGAGUCGCACCCAUAAAUGAUACUUGUUGAUUGAUGCUAUCCGCUGUUGUACUUAUUUCCCUGAAAACAAUCUGAAGUUUUAAUCCUUACUUUUGUUCUGCUUCUCAAUUUUCAUGGUCUGAGCAUUUGUAAUUUUAUAAGAUAUUUUUACUGUUUAUGUUUUAUGUAAAAAAAAAAUUUUGUUUUUGUAAUGGAGGGGAGGGCCACUGUUUUUAUUACCAAGGUUAAAUUGUACUCGUGGAUAAUUUUUAACGAAAGAAUAUUGUGGCAAAAUUUUAUUUCGCGAUAUGCAUAGUUCAUGUUGAGCAUGAAGAUAUUUAUAACAUUAUGAUUUUUAAAAUGGGUGUAAAGUUUUAGCCUAAUUGAAAUGAGGAUUUCACAGUUGUGUUUGUUUCGUGCAUAGGAAAGAACUUGGUGCAUGGAAAUAUGUAAUACUUUAGUUUGUGAAGGUAAGAAUAAUUAAAGAAAGUCAAAAUUCA
Messenger RNA from Biomphalaria glabrata, 4797 nucleotides. Its product is annotated as structural maintenance of chromosomes protein 2-like. Bases 100 to 3705 code for a protein of 1201 amino acids. NCBI's taxonomy places the organism in Eukaryota, Metazoa, Mollusca, Gastropoda, Planorbidae. Gene Ontology annotation, cellular component: chromosome. Gene Ontology annotation, molecular function: ATP binding; ATP hydrolysis activity; protein binding. The transcript has 25 exons. Gene Ontology annotation, biological process: chromosome organization. The record is from RefSeq and is a predicted model, not a curated record.